This is a messenger RNA of Manis javanica (Malayan pangolin), 953 nucleotides long. The record is from RefSeq and is a predicted model, not a curated record. Lineage: Eukaryota; Metazoa; Chordata; Mammalia; Pholidota; Manidae.
GCAGACCCAGAGCCCGAGCGCGCCGCGCACACGCGCCGGUCCCUACCUGCGCGGCCGAGCCUGCCACGCCGCUGGCUCACCUGCCCCGCCUUGAGCCUGCCGGCCCUCACCCACCCGGCCCCUUGCCCGCCCUUUGCCCUGCUGCCUGCCCUGCCGGCUCCGAGGGCGUGCCUGGGCCGCCGCCCAUCCGUGCAAGGCUCCCUCCUAUCGCCCUGGAGCUGCCGCCGAGGGCCAGGAGGGCGAGGAGCAGCACCUGGAAGAUGCGCCCCGGGGCUGCCGGCAUCCUGAAGGUCGUGCUCCUCUUGUUCGCCUCGGUGUGCGCCUGGUAUUCCGGGUAUCUGCUGGCAGAGCUCAUUCCCGAGGGGUCCCUGUCCAGCGCUGUGUACAGCUUCCAGAGCAUCGGUGACAGGCCUGUCCUCAAAGCUCCAGCCCCGAAAAGGCAAAAAUGUGACCACUGGACACCAUGUCCUUUGAACACCUAUGCCUACCGGUUGCUCAGCGGGGGCGGCCGGGACAAGUUCGCCAAAAUCUGCUUUGAGGAUGAGCUGAUCAUAGGAGAAAAGACAGGAAAUGUUGGAAGAGGAAUAAAUAUUGCCGUUGUCAAUUAUGUGACUGGGAAAGUGAUAGCAACACAAUAUUUUGACAUGUACGAAGGUGACAACUCUGGGGCGAUGACAAAGUUUAUUCAGAGUGUGCCUCCCAAGUCCCUGCUCUUCAUGGUGACCCAUGACGAUGGCAGCAGCAGACUAAAGGAGGAUGCUAAGCAGGCCAUACAAGCACUUGGAAGUAAAGAAAUCAGAAGCAUGAAGUUCAGGUCGAGCUGGGUAUUUCUUGCAGCAAAAGGCUUUGAACUUCCUGCUGGAAUUCAGAGAGAAAAGAAACCGGGGUUGACACACACAGCUUCCCAUGUGGAGGACUCGGCCGCACGGCCAAGGAGCGAGACCUCCUGCUAG